Messenger RNA from Brassicogethes aeneus, 762 nucleotides. The record is from the annotation of a GenBank genome assembly. Lineage: Eukaryota; Metazoa; Arthropoda; Insecta; Coleoptera; Nitidulidae.
AUGUUCAGGACAAUCAGGGAAGUUAUAAUUAUUUUUGUUUUGAGAGAAGAAAAAAUUGACAACUUUAUAGGCGCACCCAGUAGAAAAACCAAUGAAAACAGUGAUAAAGAAUGUAAUAACCACAAAGAACAAGACCUAACCUACAAUGAGGUACGUGUUUUAAAUCUAAAACAUGAGAUAGAUAUAGCUAAAAUAGAUUUGGAACAUACGAAAAGGCUAGUAAGUGAGCUAGAAAGAACCAUUGAACACCAGAAAGAAAUAAUUUCUUUAUUAAAGUAUUCGCAACCAAAACAAAUUAUUUGCGACGUUGCCAAUACUAAGUUGAUUCCUCAAAAUAAAGGAAAAUUUAAUCAAACCGAAAAAACUGCAGUAGAAACCAUAGUAAAGAAUAAAGAAACUCAAAAAAAACAGGAACAUCAAACUGAAAAAAAUGCAAACAAAACAAUUGGAAAUAACUCCGAUGUACACCAGAGUUUUGCUUCAGCAACAAGAAAAGCAUGGCUAUGUAUAAGCAAAAUCAAAGUGGGUACCAAAUGCGAAGAUAUAGAAACGCAUCUAAAAUCAAAAUUCCCUAACAAUGACUUCACUAUUGAAGAGCUUCCUAGACGUAAGGAGGCAGCAAGUAUGUCCUUCAAACUUGGAGCCGAUACAAAUUUACUAAAUGAGCUGAAUAAACCAGAAACUUGGCCAAAUGGAAUUUAUAUAAAAAGAUUUUAUUUUAACCAAGGUACUUUCGGUGAAAAAGGAAACAAAAAUGAGUAA